AUGACAAAGAAUGUGCAGAUCAUCUUCCUCUUCAUUUACAUUGGUUUGGGAACUCUAGGUUUUGUGUCUUUUCUUUGCUUUGAUAUUAGGAGAGUUAUGCCAAAUUUGAUAAUUGAAACUAUCCAAAUGAGCUUUGCUUGGUGUUUUAAUUUGUUUACCGUUUCAGGUGAAUUACAAGAAGAGAGAGAAGACCUUGGGAUCUUACCAACUGAUGUCCCCGUCGAAACUGUAGGUGGAUCAAGUAUGUUCUUUGGGACAGGGAUGAGAAAUUGUGGUGAAAACAAUUGCUUUAUCAAUGCAACUAUACAGUCUCUCUGGCAUUUAAAAUGGUUCCGAGAUGAGCUUUUAAGCCUAUCAGAGCAUGAGGAUGUUGGAGAUCCUUGUGUUGUAUGUGCUUUACGUAAGCUCUUUGAGACCCUAAGCAUGGCUAAUACAGAUGGACAAAGAAAAGCUGUUUCUCCAACCUCUUUAAGGACUGCUCUAAGCAUUUUGUACCCUGCUAAUGUCAACUUUUUAGAGGGACGAGAGGGCGAAGCUUAUGAAGUGUUGGAAUCAAUAUUGUGCUGUCUUCAUGAUUCAUUUAUCCAUACACCGGGAAUUUCUGAUGCCAAAUCACUAGAGAAAAAAGGCGCUGGCUCUUCACAUUGCCCGAUCAAGACUUGCAUAGCACAUACCUUUUUUGGAUUGGAUGACAGUUGUAUGUCAGAAAGCCAGAAUAAGAAUGCUUAUUUUCAUUUCAAAACUGCCGAUGAACUCAGAAAGAUUAUGGAUGUGUGUGGCUCUCUUGAUGAACCUUUGAAGCAUGGGCACAUCCAAUUAGUCUGCAUAGAUGGUGUUGGUGGCGGAAGAAAGCGCAUUCGUAUCAAAGGUGUUCAGUCAACUCCACAUGUAUUCGCAUUAGUUAUUGGUUGGGGCACCAAUGUGAUUGCUGAUGACAUAUUAACGACAUUGAUUGCUCUUAAUACUGAGGUAGAGAUUGUCUUUUUGGAUCAGGGAAACAAACAUUGCCUUGUUUCAAUGGCUUGCUAUUGUCAGCAUCACUAUUACUGCUUUGCUUACAACCAUGAGCAUGAAAGGUGGAUUAUGUUUGAGGAUGAGAAUGUGAAGGAUAUUGGGAGUUGGGACAAUCUUGUUUCCACGUGUGAAAACAGGCUAUUACUACCUGCGAUCGCUCUCUUUGAAGCUGUAGAUUAG
Ilex paraguariensis (yerba mate) is the source of this 1194-nucleotide messenger RNA. Lineage: Eukaryota; Viridiplantae; Streptophyta; Magnoliopsida; Aquifoliales; Aquifoliaceae. The record is from the annotation of a GenBank genome assembly.